Molecule: messenger RNA, 11864 nt
Organism: Anthonomus grandis grandis
Lineage: Eukaryota; Metazoa; Arthropoda; Insecta; Coleoptera; Curculionidae
Product: NACHT and WD repeat domain-containing protein 2
Exons: 31
Coding region: 524-4570 (1348 amino acids)
Molecular function (GO): protein binding
Source: RefSeq, a predicted model, not a curated record
ACCGCCAUGCCAACCCGAUCCCGAGGGGAUCGCCAGUCGCUCUGUUAGAAAAUAUUUAUUUUCGUUCGCUAUAGAAUCCCGUGACAGAAUCUCAAUACGUUCGCUUUUUGAGUUAUGCUUCUUUCUUUCCAAGUUUUAAUGCCAAAACUAAAAUAAAAUUCGUUAGUAAAGUCGAUAGUGUAAAAUGCCGACGCGAAAUUCCAGUUUGACCAGUGGUAUAUUACAGCUAGCAAACUAGUGUGUCCACAGUGAAUAUAAUUCUUUUGAAAAAUUGACUAUUUAAAUGUAAAAAUAAGUAAUCUUUUUUUCAUUAAAACAUAUCUUACAAACAUAUUUUUAUAAUACUAAAAUUUCUACGUCAAGCGAAGAAAAUUUUAAACUAUGAGCAGAUAAACAACAAACAAAAUGUGAUAUUUUAAAGGAGUAAUAUGAAAAUGGCAUUAAACUAAUCCGUUUCAGUGUACUAAUUAGUGAUUAACGAUGAAGGAAAUAGGCAACUAAAUCUAACAACAAAUCUACCACCAUGGGAAACUCUUGUAGUAGUGGGCAAGCCCACAAAGACAAGGACAAUAUGUCCCAGAGAUCAGAAGAGUCAGCCAGUUAUCAAGUGAGAACUUCGUUGCCCUCCGAAAAGCAACAAACUCUAUUAAACCAUAUAACUUCACAUAGCGGUGUUAUACUAGAACCAAGUACUGCAGGUCAAACUGCUACAAUUCAUCAGGGAGCACCUCCAACAACGUUAUCAGGGUACCCUACAGCGCCUUCCGAUUUAAAGAAUCAUAGCCUUGCAAAAAUAAUGAAGGGGUAUUCAGAUUCUAUGUCAUUGGCUUCACCGUUAAGCCCCAAGGGUUUUGAAAAACUCACGGAAGAUAUUCCAACUGAAGUUUCUAGCUUAACAGAGAACCUACGCCAUCUAAUUAUGGGAAGAAUAGCACAUGCUAAGACGUGCUUAAGAGGAAGGAAAAUUGUAAUCUAUGUUUCUGCUGCAGAUUCGCAAGAUUGUACAGUAGAAAAGGGAGCUCUUCAUAAUACAGUAUACCCCACUCUACGAAAAUACUGUAGAUCUAAAGGCUAUGAACUACAUAUUGUAGACCUUCACUGGAAAACUUUACUAGAAAAGCAACAAGAUCACGAGUUUCCAGAACUAUGCAUUGGUGAACUGACACGACAAAUCGAAGUAGCAUACAUUAUACCAGUACUUUUUCUCAAUAACUCAUUGGGUACUCAGCUAUUGCCAAUUACAAUCGAAAGUACUGACUUCAAAAUGGCUUUGGAGGGCACAGAUAAUCAAACUGCUCAGGGGCUACUUAAGAAAUGGUAUAUGUUAGAUAGUGAUGCACAACCUCCUUGCUACCGACUGAGACCCAUCUCGUGCCACAUUCCCGGAUUUAAUGAAACUUCUUUAGAAGAUAGGGAGAAAGCUUUUCAAGAAUGGGCACAAGAAAUUGAUAAAAUGCUUACUGUAUUAAUAAAUAUAUUUUCAAUGGAACUAAGAGAUACCUAUUUAACCACAGUAGUAGAACAAGAAGUCCAUAAUACGGUAUUUAUGAGUCAAGAAAUGGCAAAAAGGUGUAUCUGGAUGAACAGAGUUUAUUCACCAACGCCAAAAACCCCCGAUAACCUUAGUCCAGGAGAGGAAGAAGCAAUCAGAAGAUUAAACAUUUUGCAGAAGGAUCUUAGAGAUCAACUCGCUGAAAAACAUAUAGUUCGAAUCCAAGUAAAAUAUUCAGAAAGUGGUCUAAACUUGGAUAUACCAGAACACCAAGAUUACAUUUCGACGGUUACGUUGCACCUUCAAAAGCAUCUACAGGAAACGAUAGACAACAUCAUUGAUGAGCAUUCUAAUAAAACUAUGAUUCGCCCAAGUUAUGGGAUUGAUGCCAGCUUAUUUGAAGAACUUAAUCAACAGACAUAUUUUUGUCAAAAAGCGUCUCAGUGUAGCAUUAAUAGAGAAAAAACAAUCGAGGAAAUAUAUUCCUACUUGACAAGUGACAAAACAAAUCCCUUAUUGUUGGUUGGCCCGAGCGGUUGUGGGAAAACAACCCUACUAGCCAAGAUAGCAAUACACUGCCCAAACAAAUUGCCCGAGGCCUUUUUAAUUCUGAGAUUUAUGGGAAUCAGCGCACAUAGCAAUACGAUUGAACAAUUACUAAAUUCUAUUACUAACCAGUGUUCCAUUUUGUCUCACGGGCAUACAUAUUUUGGAAGUCAUUCAAUAGAUGCAUACCAGCAAGUUAUACCAGAACUGUUUACUACCAGUAGUCUCCAAAGGCCAUUGGUAAUCAUUUUAGAUGGCCUAGAUCAAGUUCGAGAGUAUAGUUUAAAGAAUAUUGAUUGGAUUCCCAAAAAAUUGCCUGAUAAUAUUAAACUUAUUAUAUCUGUGGCAGAAGGCAGUCAGAUGCACGAAGAUCUGAAAGCAAGACUUACAGAUAAUUGCAGCAUUUGUAUGCCCCUAUUGGGACAAUCGGAAGCAAAAAACAUUCUUAUGUCUAGUGUGAUGCAAUACAAUCAUAGCAUAAACUCUAAAAUUCAGGAUUGUGUAUUGAAGUCUGUGCAAGAAUGUACUGUACCGCUUUAUGCAAAGGUUUUGGCUUGGCAAACUUCCUGGUUAAUCGAUAAAGACUGGGAAAUUAAACCAAAAGGAAACCUACCAGAGCAAUUAGAUUGUAUGCUGGAAGAGCUGGAAACAAUUAUUGGGCAGCCCCAGGUACAACAUGCGUUAGCACUUAUCACUUGUAGUAAACAUGGUGUCACAGAUUCUGAAAUGCUCGAUCUUUUGGCUUUUGAUAGACACUUUCAUAGCAGUACUACUUUUCUUCCUUGGGCGCCAGCUAAUUUAGCCUGGCCAAGACUCAUAAAACACUUAGCGCCCUUUCUUCUUUGGUCUCUUACUGGUGGUGUAUUGGGUAUUCAAUGGAGAGACGACCUUUUGCGAAAAGCAGUUAGCAAAAGAUAUUUUAAUUUCAAGAUGUGGGCACAUGAAACAUUAUAUGACUAUUAUAAUGGAAAAUGGUGCCAACCAAUUCCAAAGAAUUUUCAGGCGAGGGUGAUGACUCAAGAAAACAAUUUAGGCAAAUGCUACAACAGAAGAAAACUUGAUGAGCUUCCCUACCACUAUCAUCAUCUUAAAGAGGAUGUGUCUAGCUCUACUUACCUGACAGAUAUGUACUGGAUAUUCGAUAAAAUAUGUGGAUCCAGUGUGUUUCAAAUUUUGGAAGACUUAAUGCUUAUACAGUCCAAAAAGUCUAAUAAUUUUACGACAAUGCUCAAGGAGUUUUUAGAAACGCAUGCAGCAAUACUUAAUUAUGAUGGCAGGCAGUUUUACUCACAUAUGUUUACGUUUUUGAAAGGAAAGAGUAUAGACGAAAACUUGAAAGAUAUCUUUGAAGCAUCGCAGAAACCACCAAUAGAAACCUUAAUAGCUCUAAAUCCUGAAGGUCUAAAGAAGGAAAUCGAUCAAUGUCCUGACACUGAUUUAAUCAUUAGGAUUCCAGAUUCCAAUAGAUUUGUUAUAACUGUUUCAACGAAGAAGGAAAGAUUACGUGUUUGGGAUGUUUUGGAUUGUAUACCAGUAAGAACUUUAAACUCAAUCCCACAUCCAACGAACGUAAUACCUAUAGACCAGUAUAAAUGUAUAGUGCUAUGUAAAAGAGAACUUAGGAUAUAUAAUCUAAAUAAUGGUACCUUCCUUACCAAACUGAAAGGAGUUAUGAACCAAAAGAUGCCAUAUUAUGGACUACAUGAUAAGAGUCAUCUAGUUGCGCUCAGUAGAAAUAGGAUGUAUAUAAAUUUAAUGAACUUGGAAUCAGGCGAUUGCGUGACAACAUUCAAAGCUGGUGAGGACCGUUUUCUAAAUUCUCUGCUGGUAUCGGGGGAUGGAAGGGUUCUUGUUUGCGGUGAUGAGACGCAGAAACCUUUUCCUUUAUUGGUUUGGAAUCUAAAAUCCAAAAAAUUAAUGUAUGACCUCAGAAUACCACACCAUGAUUUCAUUACGUCACUUAGUGCUAUCACUUAUGAAGGAAAUUACGUAUGUUGUGUCUGUCAUGAGAUAGAUGAUGAAAGUCCUAACUUUAUAGUAGUAUACGACCUACAAAGUGGCACUUUGUUUAAAAAGUGGAAACCUUCCUGCAAUACUGUAUCUUUAGAAAUUAGCUCCCAAGGUAGCUGUGUUAUUUCUGGCUUGGAAGACGCGAGGAUUUUGGUAUGGGAUCUAAUAACAGGAAACUGUAGAUUUUCCCUAAGCGGACACACAGCACCGGUGUCUGUUUUAAAAUUAGACCCAACUGGAGGUCUUUGUUUAUCUACAGAUGCAGUAUGCAGGGAUAGAUCUAUAAGACUUUGGGAUAUAAAUAAAGGAACUCUCCUAGCUGUUUAUACUCCGAAAACAAAGAUUUCAGCUUGUGAAGUAACUCAAAACGGUCAGCAUGUAGUUUUAGCCUUACAAGGAUACCAGGAUAUAAUAACCCUGCAAUUAAGAGGCCCUAACAUUGAAGAGUGUAUUUUGGAGGAAAGCUAUGGCGAUGCGGAGCAUAAUGGAAAAGUUUGGAACCUUAGUGAAGAAACUGGUUAAAUAAUUAAUCUAUUACACAGUUUGUUAAGAAGGAUAUAAUAGUGGAUCGACCAGAUAAAAAAAAUUGUUAAAAGUUCUAUAACAUGCAUUGAAUUAUGAAUAUUAAAAGCGUUCCUAAGAAAAUCAGAAUGUUUUAUGAACAAAAUAUUUUGCGGUUUCGUUUCUCGACAACCUUAAAGAUAAAAUAAGUUUGUUAAUAUUAAUUAUUAUUCUUGAUCCAGUUAAACAAUACAAUAUUUGCCUUUCGGAUUUUGAGCAAUAAAAAAUUAUUCCUGUUCAAUUUGUCGAGACGAUUUUUAAAACAGUUUACAGCAGGAGCACUUAUAACAUCCAUGGGUAGAGCAUUUCAAAUAGCAAACACUAAUUGACCAAAACAUUUGACGUGGUUUUUAUAAUUUUGUUUAUUUUUAUUUAAUUUUAAUGUAUGACCGCAAAGUUAACUCUAUGUCGUUUAAAUAAUUCAUUUAAAUCACAGCUCAAAUAACUAUAAAGUAUUUUGCAAGUGAAAACCAAAUCAUCACGAAUUUCUUAUUUUUUUAAACUUAGUAAUUUAGUAUUUAAAAGUCUCUCGCUGUAGCUAGGUCUCGCAAACCAUAAUUAUGUUGAUUGUGUAGCGCAUCGCUGCAUCGAUUCAUGUAGAUUUUUGACGCGCACUAAGUCCACGACAAAUCGAAAAUAGUGAAAUGAGAUUUUAACAAAAGUUUUUGUAGUCAAUACAACAUGGAAUUCGCACGUCUCACAAUUGAUGCAAUAUACUGGGACCAAGAGAGAUUCUUAAUUACUAUUAUUCCGAGUCGACUUUUUUAAGUUUAAUGUUAUUUCUUUCGUACGGUAGCUGUGAAUAAUUUUUUCCAAAAUAUGUUGACUAAAAUAUAAUUGUUUACAGAAUUUAUGCAAUGCAUAAUUGGAAUCUAAACCAACAAACUAGUUUACUUACGUAAGAUAUUUAAAUAUAUUUUCUGGAUAGGAAUUAAGAAUUUAGGUUGGUAUCUCAUGUUAAUUCAGGUUUAUUGAGAUAUGGCAUAUAUUUUUGGAUAUUUCAAUGAAAAAAGGCCUUUUAGGAAUAUGCACUACUUGUUACACAAAAUGGAUAGUAAGAACAUUUGUAUUUCCGUACCUUAAUUAUAGUUUACUCAGGCUUAUUUAUGGUUUAAAAUAUUAUAUAUUAAAUAGGUCAGGCUUACCAUUGCCUUAAUUAAAGCAACACUGAAAGAUUUAAGAAAAUAGUAAGAUGGUAAUAAUUUUCCCUUCAUUAUGACAAAUAGAACUUCAUGUUCAUAAAUUGUUUCUAAAUUUCCUAAAAAAGGAUACGGAGGUUUCUGAUAUUUGCACUUGCAUACAGCGCAUACUAACACAUUUUUUUGUUUUUUAAUUAAACACACUGAGGAAGCCUUAAAACAUUAAAAUAUAUAAUAACGAACAGUUUAAACGUCUUAGUUUUUACAAAUUAUAUUGAGGAGUGCCAAGUUAUUGUUCCUUUGCCAGUGAAUAUUAUGUAAACAUAGCAUCACUAGUAUUCCUCUUCAACCUUAGCACCAAUCAAGACUCUGAUAAUACUAUGAAAUUCCUAUCAUAUACUUACUCGUUGAUUAGAAAAACCUCUAAUUUCGUUUAAAAUAAUUUUUGACAAUAGGGAAACUGGCCUAAAAUUACAAGUCCUCCGUUAUAUAAUUAUUUGAAUCCUAAGUUCAAUGUUGAGCUGUUUUUUUUUUCUGUUUUUUUUUUCAAAAUCAGAUCAAUUCAUUAGGAUUGAUCUGAUUUUGAAAGACUUCGUGAGUUGAUCUAAACCAAAGGAGUCUCCCCUCUAAUAUAAUAAAUAAACAAAGUUAAUCAAGUACCUAGCUCUCAUAAAAUAUAAAAAGAUUUGAUAUGAGAUGAAAAAUAUCAGUUCCUCCGCAAAUAUUACUUCCUAAUAACUAAUAGAGCCUACUUUAGAACUUUUCUAGAAUAUUGGCAUAAUGCAGAUUUUACCACAUUCACACUACAUAUAUAGUGUCUUAGCACUGUAAUUCUUAGUUUUGUUAAUUUUGCUCCAGAAUUUGAACUCGAAGGACACAUUCGUAUGUACACCACUGCAGUUUCAGUUAGUUAGUGUGAUAUUCCCAGUAUAAAUAGGAAUUAACGAAUGACCAAUUGUUAUUCCAAGAAUGUAAUUUUUCAUCGAAAUGCGCAAAAAUAUAGACAUUUAAAAUAAAAAAGUUACAAAAUUCUACAAAAAAUUGUUCUUUUUCUUUAAUUUUAUAAAAUAAAUUUCAACAAAAAAACACUGCAUAAUUGAAUCAUACUGAUUUUGUGUGAGCUGCAAACCUUGUUUAUAUGAACUGAAAAUAUCCUACUUGUACAAAAAUAGCAAAGAGAGUUGGCAUCGACUCUACACCUUAAGCUGUAAAAUGAGUCUUGAUUUUUUAUUCAGUCGUUACGUUACGAUAAACGAAAUAAUUCUCAUAGCAUAGAUACAAUUGAGAAAUAUGAUUACAGUUCAAAAUAUAAAACACUGUAUGUGCUGGUAACAAACUCUAUGUUAUAUUUUGAAAUUGUCACCCUCUACUUUACGAUUUCUAUUCAAAAUCACGGCUAUUUCAACACAAGACAUAAAGGCUAAAUCCAAAAUUAGUGUUAUCUUAAAAUCCACAAAGACAACUCUAUCAGUUUUGAUAACCCUGAAUAUUCCUACGCCUAGGGCGAUUCGCUAUUGGUCAGCAGUAGGCGGCCUGAUCUGUGCCUGAAAAGUGGCGAGCUUUUUGUUUCUAAACCGUGGAUCUAUCCUGGCGAUUCACGACGCUAAAAUGGAUACUACAGCAAAGGAUACAGCUACAACCGAUUUCUGUGCCGGUCUCUCCACCACAAAAGUUUUAUUUUGCAAUGCCUUAAGCAUGGCAACAGUGGCGAAAACGUUUUGAGCGGUUCAUGUCAGUGUCUGGACAAAACGCAAAACCUGAUAAAGACAAAAUUAACAUGUUAAUGUAUAUUCAUGGCGAGAAAGCCGAAAAAGUUAUGCUGCAAUUUGUGCAAGUUCCUGAAACCUAUGCAGUGACAAUACAGGCGGAGCUGUAAGAGAAACAGAGUCAGAAGAUGUGGUGGCUUCAGUCACAAGGAGCUACACAGGUAGCUCACAAGCAGAAUUGUAUGAGAGAGCACCAUUAUGGCGUCAGUGAUUCUGUUGCGGUACAAGGAUGCAGUUCUCGAAGAGCAAAUGCUAAAUCUUUCCGUUUUUCAAUUUUCAUACAAAAACAGUAUGAAAAUGAGUGAAGAAGAAAAUAGGAAGAAUUGUGCCAGAAAAUGCCAAUUUUAUGAGUUAGCAAAGUAUUCCAGGAAAAAGUGUCCUGCCAAGCAAUCAACAUGCCGUUCUUGUGACAAAAAAGUUCACUGGGUUACUAUUUGUCGAGGGAAAAAGACAUUUUCGGUAACUAUUUGGGAAAACAGGCAAAUAACACAAUGGACAUUCGACACACUCCCGAAGCUUCCCCCGAAGCGACUUUGCGAGCGCCCGAACAGGGUGACCUCGACACAUAACACACCGCUCGGAAAUACUCGAUUAUGUUGAGACGAGAGAGACAACAAAUCGGAAAUCAUUUACCAGAAUACGUACCGAAAAAACCUUUCGAGACACUGAAUUAUCGGGGUUGCCAGCGCUAUUAUUUUACAGUGCCAAAAUACUUUAGAAGUCUCCAUUAUAUUCAAGAUUCAAGGAUACCUCGACCGCCUAGGUGUAAUUUCAGGGUAAUAAUGGACCAUAGGAGAUAUCAGAGAUCAGGAGGAAUUUACCACGAUGGGUUUUUGUACAUAACAAGAUCCACGAAGCACAACAUCAGGUAUUUAAUCUGUAGCAAGUACCGACGAUUGGGUUGUAUUGCAUCAAGGAAAAUCCACUUAGAAGAGGGAAAUGUCUUCAUUCCUAUAAAGGUUGAACAUAAUCAUCCUAGAGACGACAACAGAGUUGAAGCAAUGGAUUUUAGAAUUCAGCUACAGGAGGCCUGUGUUCGAGAAAGAGGAACCCUUAAAAAUAUUUAUGAGUGCGUUGCCGCAAGGUAAAGUGGCUAUUAUAUAUACUACAGGACUAUAUAGGACUCCACAGGACAAUACAGUAUUAUACAGGACUUCUACAGUACACUACAGUAAUGUACACUAAUAAAUUUCUGUUUAAAAAGUGUUUUAUAGAGACUUUUUUUGCUGCCAUUAAAGAACUACUUUUUCGUAGCUAAAUAAAACACUUUUUAAACAAAUUUUUUUUACAAAAAAAACUGUUACCCUUACAAUUUGCUUUUUAAAAAAAGACAUACAGCUAAAGGCUUUUUUAAUUUUAAAAAGUACAUUUUAACUUUUAAAAAAGAUUUUCUUAUAACUAAAAACAAAAAUAUUAUUAGUAGCAUUUUUAACCAUAAAAAAGUAAUUUUUAAGAUUUAAAAAAAAAACUUGUUAAGGUAAAUAGAUAUUUUUUAACGGCUAAAAAUCAUUUUAUAGGAAAGAGCAUUGAGUCAAAACUCGUUUCUCUCUCUAUUAAAAUCUAUAGGUGCUUAAUUUGAAUUAUUCUUCAUUUAGAAACGUGGAUGGUGCUGUUGAGGUUCCAUUUAAUGUGAUUCGCCGUUCAAUGUUGAGAUGGAGCCAGGCAACGAGGCCUAAUGUCCCGGCAACUUUAACGGAACUGGCAGACAUAUUUCGAACAGGUAAUUGGCCAAGAUAUACGGAUUGUACCAGUGGAUGUUUUUUUUCAGGUGUGGUCGAAGCCAAUGGACUUACUGCGGUGGUUUUUGGCAAUAGAGAAUUUAUAGGAAACUUCAUUGACUCCCAACACACAUUCAUUGAUGGAACCUUCAAGGCAGUACCGAGAAGACCUAACUUUUGUCAAAUCUUGACCAUAUUUGCCACUUGCAUGGAUCAUGCUUUUCCAGUUGCACAUAUUUUCAUGGAGAGAAGAACGAAAAUCUUGUAUGAUGCUGCUUUUGCCUACCUGCGUGAGAACUUCCCACAAUUUGUCAAUAUUAACGUUGUGACGGACUAUGAGGUGGCUUUGGUGGAAUCACUGAGGAACAACUUUCCCAAUGCCUCAUUGCAUGGUUGUUUUUUCCAUUAUUGUCAGGCGGUAUUACGAAAAGCAGGACUUUAGGGAUUACACGGCAGAUCGAGGGACGACCUAAUGGAAGAGUCUUAUUGAAGAAAUACUAUUGUUUGGCGCUUCUACCUGCGGAGAUGAUUGAACCGACAUUCGUUUCCUUGCAGCACGAUUUGGACUUUGGCGCUGUAUUUAGAGAACUCAAUGAGUAUAUCAGGAGGCAUUGGAUAGAACGCGUUACAGCUCAGCAUUUCAGUGUAUUCAGGCAACGACAUAGGACCAACAAUGUGAUGGAAUCAUACCACAGAAGACUGAACAGUAAAUUGAGUAGACAUCCUGGUGGGAUUUGAUAGAGACGCUUAUCGAUAUCCAGAACACUGCUUCCAUCGAGCUGACUCAGCUGGAACAACACCCCAAUGUUUACAGGAUUGCAAGAAAGAAUGUGGUAUUUGAUGCUCGACUGAAUCAAGCUUGGGACAAGUUAUCGGAUGGUCGCUUCACCGUGGGAGAUUUCCUAAGGCAAGCAGUCCAUUUUGUGGAUGGCAUAGAUGGACAACUACAUCAGUGGAACCAGGAAGUACCGACCGAAGAAGAAGAAGAAGCUGUCGUCGUUCCACUAGACCAUCUUCAUCGUUUAUUAAUGCCAGCUCCUAUUGCUCAACCACCAAGAAAUGUUCCUAUUUUACUCCAUCAGCAACGUCCUCUUCUUCUGGAACCUCCUCCGCUCAUUCCACUUCCUCGUGCACGCAUGCCUUUACCUCCAUUAGUUCCUAUUCCCAUUUUGCCACUUGUCCGUCCAUUGUCACCUCCUCCCCUUGUCCCAAUCCUUCAGAAUUUGCCGCCGCCGCCCCAAAUCUUAGAACUACAACCCCCGAGAUCUCCUUCUCCUGAUUCACCUUCUCCCGGUUUUUCUGAUUCACCUCCUCCUCCUGGUUUGCCUGCUUCUCCUCCUCCUGGUUUUCCUGCUUCUCCUCCUCCUCCUGAACCCAUGUUCAAUGUCCCACCCAUCCCUGAAGGAAUCUUAGGAUUGUUCGGCCAGCUAGAAAACGAUGAAGAGUUACCAGUUAGAGCUCCAGUUAACCGCUGGGAAUCGAAAAUUCAAGUAGUGCCAUUUAACGAGAACACCAUGCUACCCAUGCUGAACUGUAAUGUCUGCCUUCUAAACGUGGUACAGUAUGUAAUGCCGGACUGUGGUCAUCUGUUUUGUUCCACAUGCUCAUCCAUUAUAUACAACACUGAGGCAGCUCGGUGUGCAAUAUGUCGAGCGGAACUAAACCGAUCACCUAUUCCUUUUUUUUUUAAUUGAAAGUAAUUUGAUAUUUUUCAGGUUUUAUAAUAUUUUUCUAGUAUUAGUAGUAUUUCUAUUUUGCAGCAUUUUCUAUAUUCCUUUUCUAUACACCUUUAUUUUAAUUAAUUUUUGAUUUCCUAGUUUACCUUUCCUGUCCCCGGCAAAAAUCCAUAUUUUUGUUUCACUUCUUCAUCAAUAUUGCAGGGGUAAAACAAAGUAUGGAAAGUCUACACCUUCUCGUUGGUUUUGCUGAACUAUAAAAUGUUUUGUAUUUGUUACCAAACAACAUAUUUUAUUGACUAAGUAGACUUCCUUUUAUUUUUACAAAUUACAUUAGUAAUUAACAGUUCCGAAAUGCAAGUUUUAGUUUAAGUGGAAUAUAUUCAAAUACUUGUAUACAUAACAAUAAUGUUUAGUGCAGAAUUCUGAUAGGUACACUGCAAUAGUUUCUUUCUUAUGUUACUUCAAACAAUUUUGAAUAGCUACAUAACUAGCUAAGAUUGUAGUUUGUAUAAAUUUAGUAUAAGCAAUUAACAUUUUAUAUUAACAGUCCUUAUUUAAUAGCCGUUUUUAUAUCUUGUUUGUUUGCAUAAUAAUUAUUAUGAUACUGAUGGUUUUUAGUUCAAUUCAAAGCAUACUUAAAAAAAAUUGGGUAUGACUGAAUUAUUAUAUUAUAUCAAAAUCUUAGUAGGGAUAUAUAUACUAUACAGGGUGCGUCACCAGGAACUGCAUCGACCGAUUGUGGGAAAACUAUAAGACUCGGAAAAUUUGGUACUGCACCGAGGUUAUUGGGGGCAACUAUAGGCUAGAAAAUAUUCUCAAGAUGGCGGCAGUUCUGGUCUGUGAGGGAAUAAUACUGUGUAAACUAUUCAAAUUUAUAUUUUCUUUACCUUACAUUUGACAUUAUUAUCAUUUUUAAUUAUUUAAGACGAUUAAAGAUGAAAAUAUUAUAAAAA